Candidula unifasciata is the source of this 191-nucleotide messenger RNA. Lineage: Eukaryota; Metazoa; Mollusca; Gastropoda; Stylommatophora; Geomitridae. The record is from the annotation of a GenBank genome assembly.
AUGGCGACACAGAGAUAUUGUAUAAGACUGCUAGCGGGAAAUGUCCUACCUGCAGUCGUCACAGCACGAGGCAAGAAACGGCGGUUGUCACACGAGGUAUUACAUCACUCUGUACCUUAUGUCAGUGCGACUAUAUAUCACUGUUUACCUGACGUCCUGGUGGAUGUCUGUCAAGGCAGACAUGUGGAUAA